Messenger RNA from Drosophila bipectinata, 1980 nucleotides. RefSeq lists its product as uncharacterized. NCBI's taxonomy places the organism in Eukaryota, Metazoa, Arthropoda, Insecta, Diptera, Drosophilidae. The record is from RefSeq and is a predicted model, not a curated record. Gene Ontology annotation, molecular function: protein binding.
GAUCAAAUUCGGAUGGACCAGCAAGUUAUGGAUCAAUAUUUCAGGAUGGAAAUGGAAUACCUUGGCGAUAUUCAGAAACAAGAGUUUGCCCUAAAAAUCCAUCAAAUCCUUGUACCGAACGUGCAGAUAUUAGAACCCUUGUCUCCAAAUUAUUGCACAUGUAUGUUUUUAACGCGCAAUUACCCUGAGUUAAUUUGCAAUGGUACUCUGAAACUUUGGAGUCCCAACAUCGAUUGGGUUAAACCAUUCUUAUUGGAAUAUAAAAUAAAGAAAUACAUAUUUCUUUACUAUUGUAUUCAGCUUCAAAAAUCCCUUUUAAACUAUCAGUCCUAUGAAAUGCGAUUAUCGUGCCGGCUUUACAAUCCCCCCGAAUCACCUUUCUCGCGGGAACUCAUUAGAAAUUGUACAUCUGAGGCCUCUUUUCCCAAAACACCGCCUAGGCUGUUGCCGAAUGGAUAUUUUUACGAACCCGAAAUAAGAAGGGUUUACAUAUUCUGGAAACAUCUGCAUGAAUUACAAUGGAACGGACCCGAAUUCGGAUAUACGGCUAUGAGGUAUACUGAACAAAGUAAAGCGGGUCUUACUUUGGACAACACGUCUGCGGUGUUUUUGGACUGGGAUGACACGCAACCAGCCACUGUCAAAAUAUGGAGCAAAAACUCCGUGGGUCUUUCGCAGAACUUCACAGAACUAAAGCUGCCGAUCUUUGCCAGUUCCCAUACACGACUGCCGAGGUCCCUUCUUUAUAAUGACAAGGAUACCACUUUGAGCUGGAAGCCUCCUAGCGACGAAAAUAAUCUAGAAGGUUAUACUGUCUACUGGUGUUCCGCCUCUACCAACACUUACCAGAUCUGUGACGAAAAGGAAAGCAUUAAAACGGAAUCAGUGAACUCUUCCCAGCUUCAAUUUUCGUUUCCGACGUCAAUGGCCUCGUCCAAUGUGGCAGUGGCAGCCAGGUACAAGGAUCAGGUCAGCGGCGGGAUGCAAUGGAAUGGACCUAGGUGGACCCAUUCGAAAUUACACUCUUUGGACGCUGUAAUAAUUCUUUCUUUGGCGCCCAUUGUCGUUUCAAUCGUUCUUAUAUGUAUCUUCUUGGGCUAUCGAAAAUACAAAAAAAUGUCUAAUAUCAGAGUGGAGCUUCCUGAAGGCCUACUGACGAACCUUCCGCCUGCUUCAUCCGCAGCUACUGCCAUUUCUGAUUCAACUGCAGUUCCGAGGAAAUUUCCCCCGCGAGCUAUCAAUAAUUUCGAGUUUUUAACAUCCCAAGCUCGGAAACUAAGUGAAUCACAAAUCAAUGCCAAGCCGAAAAAAGCUCAGAAUGGAAAGGAAUCGGUGUCCAAAGGAUCAUACAGCUCCUCUACUCAGGAAAAGUGUUUCAAUGAAGUUCAAGGAAACUAUUGCGAAAUGACACAUUUUCCUAUUGCGAGGGGCUCUGCUGGAUCGUGCAGUUCACCUCCUGAUAAUGAAGAAUCUUCGAUGGCUUCAGGAUCAUACAGCUUGGGCCCAGCUAAGGAAAAUAGCUUCGAAAUGAGAGGCCCUGUCAGAUCGCACAGUUUAUUCCCCGAUAGGGAAAAGACUUUGAAUCUGACAGAAUCAACAAUUGCCACAGGAGCAUACAGCUUGGGCCCAGUUAAGGAAAAUAGCUUCGAAAUGAGAGUCCCUGUCAGAUCGCACAGUUUAUUCCCCGAUAGGGAAAAGACUUUGAAUCUGACAUCAAUUGCCGCAGGAGCAUACAGCUUGUGCCCAGUUAAGGAAAAUAGCUUCGAAAUGAGAGUCCCUGUCAGAUCCCACAGUUUAUUCCCCGAUAGGGAAAAGACUUUGAAUCUGACAUCAAUUGCCGCGGGAGCAUACAGCUUGUGCCCAGUUAAGGAAAGGCCCUCGGAAAGAAGAGGACCUGACAGCUUAUGUCCUGAUAAGGAAAAGUCGUCGGGCACUUCAAUAGACACAGGAUCUUACACUACACUUCCCUCAAAAAGAUGA